AUGUCUACCACAAGAAUCUCAACACCGAAAAGGUCACCCAAAAAAUCGACUUUCGUCAAAACUGGAAUUUUGAGUACCAAAUCAACACCCAAUCUCAACGCCUCCUAUAAUUUGGCAUUACUACAAGCUUCAGGAGCUACACCCGUUCCUGCAUAUCUGCCCAAUAACGGUCAAGGUUUUGCUUUGAAUUAUCCUAGGUCGCAACCAUCUCGACAAGUCUCACUCGCUUCCCUUACCUCGAACUCACUUGCGACAAUCCCAGAUGCAAGCAAGAGAUACCCUCUUUCUACAGUUUUUGAUGAGGAUAUGCCAACAGUAGGCAACAUGCUACCAUACACACCUGCUCGAGCUGGCGGUGGGCCCGAGGAACUAGAGGUUGGUGAUAUAGUCGAUGUACCAGGUAACAUGUAUGGCAUUGUCAAAUUUGUUGGCAGUGUGCAAGGCAAAAAGGGUGUAUUUGCUGGAGUAGAAUUAAGUGAAAUGUUUGCUUCGAAAGGGAAAAACAAUGGAGAUGUUGACGGAAUUCACUACUUCGACACCACAAUCGACGGUGCUGGAAUUUUUCUCCCAGUUAACAGGGCGAAAAGACGUAGCAUUCCUUCUUCGCACGAUGAGUCAUUUCCCCUUUCACCGGCUUCUCCAUCGAUGGGCAAUAGGGCUGGGAGAUUAGGAUCAGAGUUAAAUGGUCAACCAACACCUUUGUUACCAAAGUUCAGUCAAUCUGUUGGUCCAGGCAGAGCAGUAAACCCAUAUGUUCAAAAGACACGACCAUCCAUAUCUACACCUACCACGUCAAGACCAGAGUCACCAGUUCGAAGAGCGCCCAAUGCUAACCCAUCAUUAAAUACACCUGCACAAAGAGUUCCAUCUCGAUAUGCAAGUCCUGCACAGGCAAACUUUGGACAGAGCGUUAGAGGAACACAGGAUUCUAGAGAUCCAAGUAAGAAAGUUGGUUAUACCCCCCGAAAUGGUAUGAAAACACCAGUACCUCCACGAAGUGUUUCCGCACUUGGAACGGGGAAUAGACCUGCACCAAUGAACUCGAUGAAUUACAGUGAUGAAGAGACACCUCCUGCAGAGAUCGCACGCACGGCAACAAACGGAAGCGUUGGCUCAGUCUCUUCCUUUAACGCCAAAUUACGUCCUGCAUCAAGAUCCGCAUCGCGUACAACCUCCCGAGCUACUGACGACGAAUUUGAGCGAUUGAGAAGUCUGUUAGAAGAUCGAGAUAGGGAAAUUAAAGAGCAGGCUUCUAUUAUAGAAGACAUGGAGAAAACUCUCAGCGAAGCACAAUCGUUGAUGGAGAACAAUAAUGAGAACGCAAGUGGUAGACAUAGUCGGGGAAGUGUGGAUGACAAAGACGCAACACAGUUGAGGGCAAUAAUACGUGAAAAGAACGACAAAAUCGCCAUGCUGACUGCCGAGUUUGAUCAGCAUCGAGCUGAUUUCAGAAGCACGAUAGACACGCUCGAAAUGGCCGGUGCGGAAACCGAGCGAGUGUAUGAUGAGCGCAUGCGUGCUCUUGUAAUGGAACUCGAUACCAUGCACGAGAAUAGUCACGAUGUAAAGCACGUUGCUGUACAACUGAAACAGCUAGAAGAGCUCGUUCAAGAGCUCGAGGAGGGUCUUGAAGAUGCACGACGUGGUGAAGCCGAAGCUCGGGGUGAAGUUGAGUUCUUGCGUGGAGAGGUCGAGAGAACUCGAUCUGAACUCCGCCGCGAGCGAGAGAAGACUGCCGAAGCUCUUAAGAUUGCGCAAAGAGAUGAUGAAAUUCGUGGAUUGAAAGCCAUCAUCCACUCGCUCAGCAGAGAUGCCAUACCUGAUGGGAAUUUCUCGGACCAGGACACAACACCAAACAUUCUACGACCUGGACUCAGUCGAAGCCGUACAGAAAGCGCUUCAGUUUCUGAGGAGGAGCGCCGUAUCCGGGAGAAGCUAGAACGGGAAGUGAGUGAGCUCCGUGCUCUAGUAGAAAGCAAAGGCAAUAAAGAAGAACAAAUGGAGCGCGAGUUAGAGGGACUACGAAGGGGAAGUGUUAGUAAUCCUACUACGCAUCGUACUAGUGCCAUGAGCAGUGGAACUGUGACUCAGGAUAGAAAUUCUCUCCAAGAUACUAAGAGCACAGUUGCAAGCUGGCGAGAACGUGGAACCUCAGAUGCUCACCGCAACAAUCUGGAGACAAUGCCUGAGAAUGACAGCUACUCCUCUGCAGCUGAGGAUUUCUGUGAAUUGUGCGAAACUUCAGGUCAUGAUGUCCUACAUUGCCCGAUGUUUGGCCCCAAUGGUAACAGCAGCAAUUCUAAGGAUGAGUCUCCUAAACAGCAACGAACAGGAAAGGAUGUUGUCAUGGAGGGACUUAAAUUAUCUCCCAAACCAUCCCAAGAAGAAUACGAACCGGCACCGUUAGCGCCAGCCAAGAAAUCGCCUGAUGCAUCGCCUAUCAAAACUAUUCCCAACCUCAUGGAACCAGGAGCUGCACCAGGAAAGGAAAGUGGAGUAAUUAAUAUGGAUAAAUGGUGCGGCGUAUGUGAACGGGACGGACAUGACAGUAUUGAUUGUCCUUUUGAAGAUGCUUUUUAG
This is a messenger RNA of Botrytis fragariae, 2580 nucleotides long. Its product is annotated as putative cap-gly domain-containing protein. NCBI's taxonomy places the organism in Eukaryota, Fungi, Ascomycota, Leotiomycetes, Helotiales, Sclerotiniaceae. The record is from RefSeq and is a predicted model, not a curated record. The transcript is spliced from 3 exons. Bases 1 to 2580 code for a protein of 859 amino acids.